This is a messenger RNA of Caenorhabditis sp. 36 PRJEB53466, 3767 nucleotides long. The record is from the annotation of a GenBank genome assembly. Lineage: Eukaryota; Metazoa; Nematoda; Chromadorea; Rhabditida; Rhabditidae.
AUGGUAAAUGCAGUUUUUGAUUGAAUUUUUAAAAGAUACAUAAACUUCCAACAGGCUUGUCCCGAAGAUUAUGCGGACUUUCGUGUACUCGCGCGGUGUCCGUCGGGCAGCAAAAAGAACUCGACGUCGUACGAUUCGACGAACGGAAUUAUGCGAUAUAGAUUAACACUGGGCGAGGUGCUCUCCUGGAAUAUAGAUAUUGAUGUGAUCGUCGGGAACGGAUGGACGCGAAUCACCUUGAAAGAGAUUCCACGUUUCAUCGUCGACGCGUUCGACUUUAUUAUGGCCGAUGGCCUCCAACUCGACGGAAUAUUCCGAAAAGAAGGCAACUCGGCGAGACUUAAUCGACCUGAGGUACAGAAAAUGGGCAAAACUUCAUUUUUGAAUUAAGAAUUGCUCAAACAUUUCAGGUUCAAGAAGUUUACCGCGGUGUGCGAGGCAUUCCGUCUGAUUUCACCGUUUUGGAUGUUUGCACCAUGAUCAAGAGAUUUUUGAAAGAUCUGAAACCAACGCUUCUGAAUUCCGACGAUGUCCGGCACAAGCUCAUCGAAAGGGCCAAGAAAGCACGGCUUUCAGGAGAGUUUCACCUGAGCCAUCAGGAAAUGUGCCGCCUGUUCGAGACGCCGUCACGACAGCUUUCUCCCUCUCAUCUAGGCACUCUAGGCUAUGUUAUGCGUUUGUUGAGCAGAGUAUCGUGAAGUGCAUAAGAAAGGAAGCGAAGUGAGUCAACUUUCAGAUUGCGAAACACAGCGAUUCGCAUAAAAUGACGACUGACAACCUGGCAGUAGUGCUUGUCGGUUCGGUAUUCGGAGACUUCAUGGCUGGUGGCGGGACGGAAUCGCGCAAAAAGAUGCAACAAGCGAGGAAAUGUACGGAAGCGGAGUUACACGCGAAGAAAGAGGACAUGGGAGUCCAAGUGGCUGCGGUCAAGCUUCUCAUUAUAAAUGUACAAUCGACGUGUUAAACAAUCCAAAAAUGAUUUUUAGGCCAAUCUAAUAGCCCUUCCGAAGAGUCACUAUGUGUCCAGCAAUCGUCUUCACAGUUCUCCUCACUCGAAUAUUAGAAGCGCGAGUGCGAUGCCUGAUAUCCGCUGUGCAAUAGUGUCCGAAAAAGAACGAGCCCGUCCUUUUGACAUGCCCAGUCCGUACAGUGGAGGUCACGUCUUUAGUAUGGCCAAGGCGUCGUUGAAUUAUAAACAAAGGUCAUUGACCAGACGAGAUUCCGAUUUGACGCAUGUAAAGAAUGUGAAAAGGACAGAGGCCGCUACCACGAAAGUGAGAGGAUAAGCAGAUAUUUACAAUGGAAACUAGACGAAAUUACAGAGAUCCUCGUCUUUUCUUCCGAUAGCUUCAUUGCGUGGACUACGUGACAAGGUUUCGAAUCAGUUUUUGAAGAGAAACAAGAGCCCGAGUCCAGAUAAAGUGAGCCAUUCGAAAUCAAACGUUUUUAUCGAAAUCCUUUAGCUACGCCGCCAAGCAUUCCCACCACCGGAAUCCUCAUCCGCCUACUCGCAAUUCUCGACUCCCGCUUCGCCAAUAAUAGUUCCAAUCCGAAGAAUCGCUUCCGGAAACGACGAUGAAAGUGACGACGGAUCGCCAGUCUUCAGAAGUGGCACAGAUCAGAGAGCCGGAGACUGUGUGCUACAGAAGAAGGGAUCCACGUCUUCAGGCAGAAAAUCGCGGGCUCACACGAAGAAAGGGAACAUCAAUUCGGUGAUGAUUCGGAAAUCCCGUUGCGAUUCGGACAGUCAGAAGUCGUUCCGAAUGUCACCGAUGGAGAAGAGGAAGUCGUGCUCGUCGUCCACCAACUCCACAACCACGUCUCGAUCUCUCCGUCGUUUUUCGCAGUCCGAACAGAACAGUUUCACUCGAAAUUCCGUCGGAGACGCCACUCCUCCGCUGGAAAAAAAGAAGAAAGGAGGCGGCGGCGGAGCUAGUGGAGUCGUCCGUCGGAACACUGCAGAUGGGCUGAAAUGCAGAAGGAACACUGGAAACAUUCCGAGUCGAAGAUCCACGUUUUGGGGAGUUGAUACUAUUGCGGAAGAGAAGGAGAAUCGGAAAAGUGUGAUAAUUGAAAAGCAUAGUGAAGGAGAAGGCGACCAGAGGAGUAUGAUGGAGAAUGGAGAGUCCGUUCUUGAAAUGGUACAAUUUGUUAAUCAGACGGGGACGAUAAAGAUAGAAUUCAGAUGAACAAUCAAGCACGUCUUCGUCGAGUCGGCGUCGCUGAACGACGUCAUCGUCAAGCUAAGUCCGGCCCUUCAGACAGUAUGAUGGUUCUGAAUGGAUCGCUGGCGACGUUCGAAAAGCUCCCACCACACGACAAUAAAGAGAAGGCCUCGCUUCCUAUGCAUCAAGAAACAGUGCAGAAUGUCAAUGAAAAUGAAGCGUAUCCCAACGUCUUUGCCACUCCGGCCAGGGAAAAAGAGCGAUUCAAUCUGGUAUUACGACCAGACGUAGUUGAAAAUUUCAGUAUCUUUGCAGAGAGAGCCCUAUUCUAUAAGCAAGCCAGCGCCAUCCUCGAAGAUGGGAAUGCAGCUGGAAAAAGAUAUGCGACAUCGGUUGGAUGUGGUGGCGACGCCGAUGAUGAGCCGACGGACAGCCAGCGAGUCGGUCUCCGGUCGCUUGCCUCCUCCGUCGCGUACAUCUCCGCCAACUACGACGGCUCCUAUGCAGAUUCCCCUCCGGAAACUGGACAGCGUAGGAGUGAGUUGCUCGCAAGCCCGGUAGAGUUUUUUAUUGCUCAUCGUUCCAGAUCCAGCAGAAUGGUCGCGUGUGGGUCGGAAAGACACAGACGGUCGUCUCGACGCCAGUUCCGUUGGAGACAAAAGAGCCCGAACGGGUGUCUCCGAUUCUUGCUCGUUCUCCGAUAUUCCGAUCGCCAUCGACUGUGCUGUCUAGCGGCAAACCUCUGUCACCGUUGUCUCCGUUCAACUUUCGAUCGAAAUCGCAUUUGACAGAAGACAGGCUGUACAGCCAAGACUGUAAGACACUUUUGAAACCUUCCCUUCGAAAGUGAAUGGCUCAGAUGCUGCCUUGGUCACUCCGCCUCGAGAUCGUCGUCUUCAGCGUUCUCCGCAACGUCAGAAGUCGAAUCUGAUCUAUUACACUCCGAAAACUCGCAGCCAGUGCGCCGAAUCGCCGCUUCCGAUCGACGAAGCGUUGUCUCGUUCAAUUACGCGCUCUACGUCGUCAGUGAUGGUUUCUCCGCGACAUUCUGCACACAGACAGGUAUAUUUACAUUCCCAUUCCUACAGAAACAAUGAUUUCAGACGCCCAUUCUCUCCCCAUUAGUGCAGCAGAAAAGAAACUCGAUGAACGACGAGGUGGUGUUCAAAUGUCCUUUCCUGCCUCCGAUGAAAUCUCACGAGCCGAAAGAGCAGCAGCCACGGACCAAGUGCGUCAUGUCGAGAGAGUCUUCGAUGACAACACCGGCUGACUUUUCGGAGUUCGAACUGGGAGAAUACAACGAUUUUCUCAGGAAUUCCACCGAGGAUACGGUAUUCAUUUAUUAGCUCCUUAUCUGGAUGCUUGUUUCAGAAUCUACCUUUACCUCAUCAGAUGGUAGAGGCCCGUCCGUCGGUCACAAUGCUCCGAAGCAGCCAGUGCGGACUCGUCCAAUCGCGUAUCAACCAUUUCCAAGACAUCGAGCGGAGCCACCGAGUCUCUUCGGAUCUUUCCUCGAGCGGUGGCGGACGUCAUUCGGCCGUCUCGCAGACUUCUCUCAAAUCCAUCGAAACAUUGUCUUCGGGUGGCGAGGGAAGGGCUUAA